Erpetoichthys calabaricus (reedfish) is the source of this 2931-nucleotide messenger RNA. It is a transcript of the gene slc68a1a, whose product is annotated as major facilitator superfamily domain containing 13A. Lineage: Eukaryota; Metazoa; Chordata; Cladistia; Polypteriformes; Polypteridae. The transcript has 9 exons. Bases 348 to 1871 code for a protein of 507 amino acids. The record is from RefSeq and is a predicted model, not a curated record.
GCGAGAGUAAAGCCCGGCCGUUUCAGAAGCGCACGGAGAGAAGGCACUGUGUCGUGUCCCGUGAUGCGGUUUCCUUGAUGCUUAUUACUGAACUGGCUGCCAUUUCUUUUUCAUUUACAACGAAGAGAAGAGAAAUUAAUGACAUACAGCUGUGAAAUAAGAUUAAGAAAAUAUUAAAGAUAUGUGUAAAUUAAUUCCACACUUGGUUGUCUUAUUAAAGCCCAUCGGCUGAAGCAGUUGCGACUUCAGGAAAGGUAUUAUGGUCUCAAGAUGACUGUGAGUUUGAGACAGAUGUGGAAUAUGGGGUCAACAGUGAAGGAGGCCUGCGCAAACAGUUAACAAAAAUAAUGGGUGUCAAGUUGUGGAGCUGCUUUUUUGGCGUGUCCACUGCUGUUCUGUAUGGAUCAAUCUCUCUCUUUGUUUCUAUUUUGCACAAUGUUUUUCUACUUUACUAUGUGGAUACAUUCGUGUCUGUCUACAAGAUUGAUAAAGUCUCUUUUUGGGUUGGAGAGACAAUUUUUCUUAUAUGGAAUAGUUUGAAUGACCCACUGUUUGGAUGGUUGAGUGAUCGUACUUUCCUUAGUUCAAAACAGUCAUCAACACAGCUAUCCCCUCCAGAAGUAGUAUUAAAGAGGUUGAAGUCUUUAUCUAAAAAUGGCCCUCUUUAUGCCAUUUCCUUUUUGGCAUUUUGGCUUGCUUGGGCUCGACCUGGUUUCCAGUUUAUAAUUUGUUUAUGUCUAUAUGAUGGCUUUCUUACAAUGGUGGACCUCAACCAUAAUGCUUUGCUGGCAGACCUUGCAGUCUCGGCCAGUGAGAGGACCCAGCUGAACUUCUAUUGCUCUCUCUUCAGUGCUUUUGGCUCUUUAUCUGUCUUCAUGUCCUACUCUUUCUGGGACAAAGAGAAUUUUUUUUCAUUCAGAAUCUUCUGUGUAACUUUGGCGGCUGUGUCUGUCUUGGGAUUCAGCAUUGCUUCUUGGUUGUUGCGACAAAGGUUUCAGUCAGAGGCUAGAGCACAGCAAGAAGAGAGAUCUGCGCUAACAGAGUUACAUAUAGACCAGCCUGCAUUGGGUCAAGAGAAGAGUUUAACACUUGGGGAAUAUCUAAAGCAGCUUUCAAGACAUAGGAAUUUCCUCUGGUUUGUCUGCAUGAAUCUUCUGCAAGUAUUUCACUGCCACUUCAACAGUAAUUUCUUUCCUCUGUUUCUGGAGCACCUUCUGUCGAACAGAAUUUCAUCAUCUACAGGAUCCUUUCUUCUUGGUAUCUCGUACAUUGCUCCUCAUUUAAACAAUCUGUAUUUUCUCACGCUGUGCCGUCGUUAUGGUGUCUACAUAGUAAUUCGCUGGCUCUUCUUCCUCAAACUUAUGCUCAGUGUCAUCAUGCUACUAGCAGGACCAGACCAGAUUUAUAUAUUGUGUAUAUUUAUAGCCAGUAACCGUGUUUUUACUGAGGGUACUUGCAAACUUCUGAAUCUGGUAAUUACAGAUCUAGUCGAUGAAGAUUUUGUGGUCAAUCACAGACAGCAAGCAGCUUCAGCACUACUCUUUGGCAUGGUGGCUUUGGUUACCAAGCCAGGCCAAACCUUUGCACCACUGAUAGGAACAUGGCUCCUCUAUGUAUAUACAGGUUAUGACAUUUUCCAGCGAGAUCCUCUCCAAGAGGUGGUUACAACCCGAGAAAUUUCCAACCCUGCUUGGAUUACCACUCUCCGCCAGGGCUGCUUUUACCUGCUCAUUUUUGUCCCGAUCACUUGUGCGUUAUUGCAACUGCUAGCGUGGUCUCAGUUCACUCUUCAUGGAAAACGACUACAGAAUGUGAAAUCGCAAAGACAAAAUGCAUCUUGGGGUAGUUCUGUUCAGGUAAAAGCAGUGUGAGCAUUCCUCCGCAAGUCCAGGAAAUCAGUCAGUUGGAAAGAGAGUAAAAAGGACCAACAGCUAAGCCUGCCUUAUUUUUUAUACAUGCUGUAAAUAUGUUGAUAUUUAUAAUAACAAAUUGUGGGCUCAGACCAUAUUUUUAAUUAUUACUGAAGAGAAGUGAAACUCAAAAGCUGUAUUUCUCUGUAAAGUUGCUCCUUACCACACCGUCGUCUGUAUCAUGAAUGGCUGCGAGUAUUUCAGCUGUGUUGUCAAAUGUAACAAAGAACAUUCCUGUAUGUGUGUGCCAAAUGGUUCUUAUUUAAAUAUUUUUGUAUGAAUGUAAAGAUUCCCUGAAAUAUGUAAAGGUGUUUUCUGCAGUUUCUCUUUACAGCAUUGGACAUAUCCAUUGACAGCACUUUACUAAUUUUCUAAUUUAAUGUGUUCCAUAUUGAAAGUCUAUCCUUAGCACAGCGUAACAGAACUGUAGUUUUGUGUUUUAAACUCUUCAGAUUCCCUGCCUCUAUCUUAAAAGCAUUUUUAACAGUACGUAGAAAUGCUUUUUAUGAUUUCCAGUGUAGCAUUGUCAAGUAUUGCUGUAACUUUAUUCUUGAAUAACUUCUGGCACAGAAGCUCCAGUAAUGCUGUCAGUUUCAUUCUCUAAACGUUCGACGGAUUCUCUUUGUCUCAGGAUAUUUCAGCGGUAAAAAUGAAGAGAGUCACCAGGACCAAAUGCCAAUCUGGACGCCGUUUACAGCAUUUUUUGGAGUAUUCCAGAUGAGUGUUUACACUGUUUUGGAAGUAAAGCACCUCUUGUAUUUAUCCUGCCAUUUGUUACUUUUUAAACUUUAACUUGACCUUUGUAAUCAAAAGUUUUUUUUCCUUAAUUGUCUACAAUAUAUUUCUACUCAAAUGUUAUACUCCAGAUGCCAGAUACAUCUGUGUGCUUAGACUUACCACCUCAAUUAUUUGUAAUUAAAUGUUUACAGAAAAAAUCUUUAUCUUCAUAAUGUUUGGUAAAGUUAUGUUCCCAUAAAAAGGUUUUGACAACCUUCAGAAGUAAAUUUUUUUACAUCAUUCA